GAAACGCUUGUGGAUCAUUGAGAGCUGCAGGAACAGCUCGCAUUACGCCGUAUUGGUCCUAUUAACGCGAACAGGAAGGUUGAGAGUCGCACCCCCGCUGUGCCCAUUCACUUAUUUUUACUUUAAUAACCGAAAAGUGAGAGGACAAAGACGAGCCGUGAGCAUGGCAGCCUACAAACUGGUGCUGAUUCGUCAUGGGGAGAGCUGCUGGAACCAGGAGAACCGCUUUUGUGGCUGGUUUGAUGCCGACCUCAGCGAGACCGGUGUGCAUGAGGCUAAGAGGGGCGGAGAGGCCCUCAAAGAGGCCGGCUAUGAGUUUGACAUUUGCUACACCUCGGUGCUGAAGCGGGCUAUCCGCACUCUCUGGAUUGUUCUGGACAGCAUUGACCAGAUGUGGCUGCCCGUGCACCGCACGUGGAGGCUCAACGAGCGCCACUACGGAGGCCUGACGGGCCUCAACAAGGCCGAGACAGCCGCCAAGCAUGGUGAGGAGCAAGUCAAGAUCUGGAGGCGCUCAUAUGACAUCCCCCCACCUCCCAUGGAUGGUGACCAUGACUACUACACCAUAAUCAGCAAGGACCGUCGCUACGCCGACCUGACUGAAGACCAGCUGCCUACCUGUGAGAGUCUGAAGGACACAAUUGCUCGUGCCCUGCCCUUCUGGAACGAGGAGAUUGCACCACAGAUCAAAGAAGGCAAGCGAGUCCUGAUCGCUGCCCAUGGGAACAGUCUGAGGGGUAUUGUGAAACAUCUUGAAGGCAUGACAGAGGAGGCUAUCAUGGAGCUCAACCUGCCUACAGGAAUCCCCAUCCUCUAUGAGCUGGAUAAGAAUCUGAAGCCUGUGAAACCUAUGCAGUUCCUGGGGGAUGAGGAGACAGUGCGCAAGGCUAUGGAGGCUGUGGCGGCCCAGGGAAAGGCCAAGAAAUAAAGGGUCUUUGAAACCACUUGAAGAAGGGGAAGCUGGGGAGAGGGUGUCAGGGUAACUGUGUGUGCUGGGUGCCCCAGCGAAUCCCAGCUUUCCACUCACAGGGGCUCUCAUGCUCCAUACAUACAUCACAGAAAUAGACAUCAUGGCACAUAAUUCUUAGUAGCUACCACUUUCCUACAUAAAGCAAUGCGUCAGUACUGUUGGCUGAACACAAAAUUCUAAAGAAUAAGUGGGGAAAAAAUAGAUGUUAAAUACUAGGGACCAGUUUUAAAUCCAUACCCAAACAAUUCAGCAGUUAUUCAUUCCAGAAAUGAAUUGUGCUUAAACAGUUCAACCCUUUUUCUUUUGAAAUUACCCUGUUUUGUAACAUUAAAUAGACCACUACUUAUAUAUGUUCCCUUACAUUGAAAUGAAGUGGAUAUAGUGUCUUUCAGAAAAAAGUAAACCCUCAUGUCUGUCAGUCUUUACUGCUUGUUGCCAUGUAAACUGUUCUCCACAGACUAGAAGAUGUAUUUUUGUUCCUGAUGCAUAUGAAGGUUGGAAAUGCACUUCACACAUUUCUUCUCAACUUGAAUACUGUGUUCUUAGCUCUGUCACGUGACAGUAAUGUUUUUUCCUCCCUGCCUCUAUAUGUCUCCUUUCACUGUUAAAAUGAGACAUUGAUGAAAUACUGUAUCCAGUCAGUCACUGUUCUAAAGGCUAGUUUACUGAGGAAGUACUCUGUUUUUACCUCAAUGCUGUGUGGGGGGGGGGAGACUAGGGUCCUGUUUCCUUUUCCCUUUGACUUUCCUGCAUAAUGUUGCUAAUGUAGUUUACGAAGCCCUGUGUACGAUGUUUCUUUGUACAUCCAGUUGCCUUUUCCCCCCCCCAGACAACAGAGAAAGCUGAGUGCACGGCCAUCAUUUCCAGUGUACGGCUCUGUGAAGACCUCUCCGUUCCUGAAUGUAUGAAAAACCCUUGAACUCUGUGGAUGUAGACAAUGUUAGACCAGUGGAAAGAUUGGUGUUUCAGGCAUAAUGGUUUAUUUGAACCUUUAUAAUGUUAGUUAUUCCAUUUUUCAGCCAAAUUCUGAAGAACGUAUUGCUAUUCCACGACUGCUAAUGCGUGUUCUCUAACCUGUGCAUUUAGGGUUUUUGAAUCCACAAGUGUUCUGUCUUUGUUGCUAGUGACUUGAUGGAAAGCUUCACUUAGCUGGGCUUGUGGCAUUCCUUAAAUAUACACUGGGUCCCACGUGCAACUAAUAAAUGUGACAUCUGCACACG
This is a messenger RNA of Scleropages formosus (Asian bonytongue), 2190 nucleotides long. Its product is annotated as phosphoglycerate mutase 1-like. The record is from RefSeq and is a predicted model, not a curated record. The coding region runs from base 164 to 928 and encodes 254 amino acids. NCBI's taxonomy places the organism in Eukaryota, Metazoa, Chordata, Actinopteri, Osteoglossiformes, Osteoglossidae. Gene Ontology annotation, biological process: glycolytic process. Gene Ontology annotation, molecular function: intramolecular phosphotransferase activity. The transcript is spliced from 4 exons.